AUGGCAAGUAGAAAUUUAAAAGGAGCACGUAGUGCUUAUGAAGAAAAUGAUAUAAGAAAAUCAAUUGAUGCACAUGAUGGAAAACCUUUAAUAGAUGAAGAAGAUAGAAAAGAACCACACAAAGAAGAAUCAGGAGAAUUUAUUAAAUCAAUUGUGUUUGGAGGAUUAGAUGGUAUUAUGACAACAUUUGCAAUUGUAGCAGCAGCAACAGGAGCAGGAUUAACAAGAGGUGUAAUAUUAAUUAUAGCAUUUGCCAAUUUAUUAGGUGACGCAAUAGGUAUGGCAGUUGGUGAUUAUGUUAGUGAAAUAGCGGAAGAGGAUCAACUAAAAUUAGAAUAUAAAAAACUUGAACAAGAUAUAGAUAGUAAUCCAGAUGAACAGAAAUCAAUAUUAAUUGAAAUAUAUGAAAAGAAAGGGUUUACAAAUUCACAAGCAUCUAGAAUCGUUGAAUUACUAUUCCCAUAUCGUAAAACUGUCACUUCGAUAAUGAUGAUGGAAGAACAUGGUGCUACCGUUGAUGAUGACGAUGAUGAGGAAGGUGGUGGUGGUACAGAUUAUGGCGCAAUCAAGAGUGCAUUAGUUACAUUUGCAUCAUUUUUAGUUUGUGGUGGUAUACCACUUUUAGCAUACCUUUGUAGUGGUCAUUAUAAUAGUAAAGGCGAAUUCGAUUCAAUCUUUAUCAUCUCAAUUGCAUUAUUCGUCUUUGUUCUCUUUUUAUUAGGUUGUUUCAAAGGUUACGUCUCAAAUAAAAAUUGGUUCAUAUCUGGUAUUCAAAUGUUAAUCAAUGGUGCUGUUACAACUUUAGUUGCAUUUUGGAUAGGUUAUGGUAUUGAAAAAGCACAAUAA
Dictyostelium discoideum AX4 is the source of this 846-nucleotide messenger RNA. RefSeq lists its product as hypothetical. Gene Ontology annotation, biological process: intracellular manganese ion homeostasis; transmembrane transport; manganese ion transmembrane transport. Gene Ontology annotation, molecular function: manganese ion transmembrane transporter activity. The transcript is spliced from 2 exons. Bases 1 to 846 code for a protein of 281 amino acids. Gene Ontology annotation, cellular component: endomembrane system. NCBI's taxonomy places the organism in Eukaryota, Evosea, Eumycetozoa, Dictyosteliales, Dictyosteliaceae. The record is from RefSeq and is a predicted model, not a curated record.